AUGUCUGAGACUCAGGGAAAGCCCAUCCAAUGUACAGCGGCCGUCGCAUACGCCGCAGGGGAGCCGUUGCGCAUCGAGAAAGUAACGGUGGAUCCUCCCAAGGCGCACGAGGUCCGCAUUAAGAUCGUCAACUCGGCAAUCUGUCACACGGAUGCGUACACACUGUCCGGGUCCGAUCCAGAGGGCCUAUUUCCAUGCAUCCUCGGGCACGAAGGCUCUGGCAUCGUGGAGUCUGUCGGCGAGGGCGUCACCAACGUGAAGCCAGGGGACCAUGUUGUGCCGCUCUACACUGCGGAGUGCCAACAGUGCAAAUUCUGCGUGUCCGGGAAGACCAACCUCUGUGGAGCGGUGCGUGCAACCCAGGGCAAGGGCGUGAUGCCGGACGGAACGUCGCGGUUCCGGAACGGCAAGGGCGAGACGCUCUACCACUUCAUGGGCUGCUCUACCUUCUCGGAGUACACGGUGGUAGCCGACGUCAGCGUGGUGGCCGUGGACCAGCAGGCGCCGCUCGAGACGGUGUGCUUGCUCGGCUGCGGCGUGACGACGGGCUACGGCGCGGCCGUCAAGACCGCAGACGUCCAGGAGGGGGACACCGUCGCGGUGUUUGGCGCAGGUACCGUGGGCCUUAGCGUUGUGCAGGGGGCCAAGGCUCGCAAUGCCUCGCGCAUCAUAGUCGUUGACAUCAAUGACGCCAAGAGGGAGUGGGCCUCCAAGUUUGGGGCGACCGACUUCAUCAACCCAAAGACUGAUUUGAAGGAAGGCGAGACGAUUGUCGCCAGACUCAUUGAGAUGACGGACGGCGGGCUAGACCACACCUUUGACUGCACAGGCAACACCAAGGUCAUGCGUGACGCCCUAGAGGCCUGCCACAAGGGCUGGGGCCAGUCGAUCAUCAUCGGGGUCGCUGCUGCCGGCCAGGAAAUAUCCACCAGACCAUUUCAAUUGGUCACCGGCCGUGUGUGGAAGGGCUCUGCCUUCGGCGGUAUCAAGGGUAGGUCUGAGAUGGGCGGUCUAGUGCGCGAUUAUCUCAACGGUACAUUGAAGGUGCAAGAGUUCGUCACCCACAAGAGGCCCUUUGAGGAAAUUAACAGCGGAUUCGAAGAUCUUCACCAUGGUGACUGCUUGAGAACCGUCUUGAGUUUGUAG
Molecule: messenger RNA, 1146 nt
Organism: Eremothecium gossypii ATCC 10895
Lineage: Eukaryota; Fungi; Ascomycota; Saccharomycetes; Saccharomycetales; Saccharomycetaceae
Gene: SFA1
Product: bifunctional alcohol dehydrogenase/S-(hydroxymethyl)glutathione dehydrogenase
Exons: 1
Coding region: 1-1146 (381 amino acids)
Biological process (GO): formaldehyde catabolic process
Cellular component (GO): cytosol
Molecular function (GO): zinc ion binding; S-(hydroxymethyl)glutathione dehydrogenase [NAD(P)+] activity
Source: RefSeq, marked provisional